CAGUUAUGCACGAUGCGAAUGGACAUUUGAUGCCAGAAUAUUGCUAUCGUCCAUCGUAUGAACCAAAAGAGAGCAGCGCCUCAGUGCCUGAUCAUGGCCAGAGCCCCGCAUAUCGCAGAAUAAGCGCCCAGUUAGUGAAGAUGGCGAAAUUCUACCCAUUUGAUCCUGGAAUCGAGCUCAAUGCGACCAGAGCCAUUCCAGAAGUGCAGGGAGAUUCCCAGCGCUUCAUUCCAUGCGACAUACCAGACCAGUUUAUUGCCAGCCAGAGUUCUGCGCAACUUCGAGUUCAGAGGGGACUUUGAGAUUGAGCCCCAGGAUUGCACCACAGGGAGAAAACGCGAUGACACGCAUCCCAGUCCAGUCCAGAAAAGUGAAGCGGUAGUCCAAAUAAUCGACCCAGCUGCUGCAGCCGUCGAUUUUGAGCACCCAAGAAAUCCAGCUAGCGCAACGCUCGGAUUGAGUCCAUGUUGUGUAGCACAGAUGUGCCAUGAGUGUAGAGUCAAGUCAGACGAGAGCCUUAGAGCCCCAGACUCUUCUAGUUCACGCAUAAAUGCCAGACUAGUUAAGAACGAAAUGAUAGUUUCAAGCGCAGAGACCGAGCGCGAAGAGAAUGAUGGUGUUGAGCACACCACAGCCAUACUGCAAGUUGCACACGAGAAUGCGACUAAAGACGAUACUGUGCAUCUUAGUGAAGUCUCACGAAUCGCUGAGCCAGUGGAAGAUUUCACUUGGGAUUCCGGAUAUGAAUCCGACGACACUGCAGUUGACAGUGAAGCACCCGAAUAUGCCGGACUCACUAUCUCACACGAAGCCGUUCCUGCCAUUGUGCCACACGAAAAACAAGUCAAUGAUUUGAUUCAUCACUACGCUAUCAUACAUCGAGGUUACAUGAUGACGAAAAAUCCCACUGUUAAACUUUGUGCCGAUUCCGCGAAAGCGCUUGAGUGCGCUGGCACUCUAUGCCCACCCGAUUUCUUUGAUGAUGGAUACAAAUGUCCACCUGAGAAAGACCCAGACAAGGUCUUAAGCACGAACCAGAAUGCGGGCAACGAGCUGGCCCGAGCAUGCGAGUCUGAGUUGACUCAAGUAGCCAAUUGCAUAUUAGUCACCGAGAUCCAGGUUGACAUUUGCAAACCAGAGACGUCAGAGCACUCUCUCAUCAUUCAAGAACACACUGUAGUCGUCAGAGAGCCUGUGCCAGACAUGACAAGCAAGUUUGGUGGCAAGCUAGACAAAGCGCGAGUCAGAACAGUAGCGCCAGAGCGCGCUGAGCUUAAGUCAAAAGAGCUAAGGCCUCCCAGCCUCAGCGACGAGCUCGAUUGGUCUCAUACGACGUCGAUCUCAGUACCAGAAGAGAUUCCAGACAGUUUUGGCCAAGUUCCGGCAAAGAGAGAGUUGAGGAGAUGACGCGAGAGUGCAUCGCUAAAAGAGCUAAGGCCUCCGGCCCCAGCACUCCUCUUGAUGAUGAAUCCACCAAGGCUUUGAGCUAGACGUUUCCAAGAGUCGUUGCAUGCCAGCAACCGAGUUUAGUGCCCCAGAAUUUGGAGGCAGCGUCCGAUGUCCCAGACUCAACUUUCGCGAACUGGGCUAUG
Molecule: messenger RNA, 1592 nt
Organism: Cantharellus anzutake
Lineage: Eukaryota; Fungi; Basidiomycota; Agaricomycetes; Cantharellales; Hydnaceae
Exons: 1
Coding region: 181-1407 (408 amino acids)
Source: RefSeq, a predicted model, not a curated record